AAAGAACAUGCUAUCAUUUAUAUGUCAGGCUUUGUCGAACGAAAAUUAUUAAAAAAGAUUACUUGCGAAACAUGCCUUUAUCUUUUUAACGAAUGUACAGUUAUGAAGUCUACAUUCAUAGAAAGAAAAAGUUGUGGAUAUUUACAUUAUCCACGAGAAGAUACAUAUAAACUCAUUGUUGCCGCUGAUAAAGUUUUUAAUUUUUAUAAAUUACAGAAUAAUUUGUAUAAGAAAAAUGCAUGCCAAGAAAUAAUUAUAAAAACAAUACGUAAUAUUGAUAUGGAUAAGAUUCUUAUGAAUUAUGAAGGGAAAUUAAUGAGCCAAAAUAUUGAGUACAUCAGACAUCAGUUUACAAAAAUUAUUUUAUUCAAAGGAAUGAAAAGUGCGAUGAUAGUUCUAAUAAUGGCCGUGUUUGGUACUGGCGGCGCUGCAGAUGUUUAUAGAUGCCCAAAGUCAUUGCUAGCAGUCCAUAGUUAUAUAGUCAAAGGAAGAAAGCGUGAACAGUAA
This is a messenger RNA of Harpegnathos saltator (Jerdon's jumping ant), 507 nucleotides long. RefSeq lists its product as uncharacterized. NCBI's taxonomy places the organism in Eukaryota, Metazoa, Arthropoda, Insecta, Hymenoptera, Formicidae. The record is from RefSeq and is a predicted model, not a curated record. The coding region runs from base 22 to 507 and encodes 161 amino acids. The transcript is spliced from 3 exons.